Sphaeramia orbicularis (orbiculate cardinalfish) is the source of this 3455-nucleotide messenger RNA. RefSeq names its product phosphatidylinositol-specific phospholipase C, X domain containing 3 (gene plcxd3). Gene Ontology annotation, molecular function: phosphoric diester hydrolase activity. Gene Ontology annotation, biological process: lipid metabolic process. The transcript has 6 exons. Bases 108 to 1076 code for a protein of 322 amino acids. Lineage: Eukaryota; Metazoa; Chordata; Actinopteri; Kurtiformes; Apogonidae. The record is from RefSeq and is a predicted model, not a curated record. Gene Ontology annotation, cellular component: synapse.
GAGAGGAGAGGGUGAGAUUGUGGAAAGAGAGAGAGAGAGGAAGAGCGCACACUCCAGGUUGGCGCAGGCACCGUCCGGGAGAACGGAGCGUUGUGCACGGCGGCAGCAUGGCUUCGUCUCACGGGAGAAGCGACUUGCGGUUCGCAGACUGGAUGGCAAGUUUACCGCAGAGCAUGCACACUAUCCCGCUCACCAACCUGGCUAUUCCUGGUUCCCAUGAUUCCUUUAGUUUCUACAUUGAUGAGGCGUCUCCUGUGGGUCCUGAGCAGCCGGAGACAGUGCAGAACUUUGUUUCUGUUUUUGGCACUGUGGCUAAGAAGUUAAUGAGGAAGUGGUUAGCUACACAGACUAUGAAUUUCACCAGCCAACUGGAGGCUGGGAUCCGCUUCUUUGACCUGCGCAUCUCUACCAAGCCCCGAGACCCUGACAACGAGCUGUACUUCGCCCACGGACUCUUCAGUGCCACAGUCAGGGAAGGACUAGAGCAGAUCAGUAGUUUCCUAUCAGCUCAUGCGAGAGAAGUGGUGUUCCUGGACUUCAAUCACUUCUAUGGUGUCCAAAACCUGCACCAUGAAAAACUGGUGGCCAUGUUAAAGGAGGUCUUCGGAGACAAACUCUGCCCUGUCGUCUUUGCCCAGGAGGUGACUCUGCAGUAUCUGUGGGAGAAAGAGUACCAGGUGUUGGUGUUCUAUCACCACCCCAUGGCCCUGGAGGUGCCCUUCCUGUGGCCAGGACAGAUGAUGCCCGCUCCAUGGGCCAACACCACUGACCCAGAGAAGCUAGUUCAGUUUCUCCAGGCUUCUGUCACCGACCGCAGGAGGAAGGGGACUUUCUUUGUCUCCCAGGUGGUUCUGACACCAAAGGCCAGCACUGUGAUGAAGGGUGUGGCGAGUGGACUGAGAGAGACGAUCACAGAAAGGGCUUUGCCAGGCAUGAUGCAGUGGAUCAGAUCGCAGAGACCCGGAGAGAGCGGCAUCAAUAUUAUCACAGCUGACUUUGUGGAGCUGGGAGAAUUCAUCAGCGCUGUCAUCACUCUCAACUAUCACCUGGAUGAAGAGGACGAUGAUGCCACCUGAGAGCUCACAGGGGGGCGUCUGGGAGCACAGUCCACUACCACCUCUGAUAGUGGUGGGGUCUGCGCUCUCACUUUUUUCUCUUUCGGCAUUUAUUUCAGAAGGGGAGCUGCACUGCUCCAUUCACUUUAUUUAGGGCUAUAGUAAAUGGAGAGAAAUGAGAGUUGAUUAGGGAUGUUAGGAUGUAGGAUAUGGAACAGCGCUGGGCUUUGACUGGAGCUCUAAGAGAAUGAGGUUUUGUUUGUUUCCUAUUUUUGGGAUCCAAUUGAUUGAUUUUUUUUUUUUUUCCCUAAGUGAGAUGUUCAUUUUACUUACUUCCUGUGCUGUAAAACACCUGCUUUUUCAAAUGAUCAAAUGCACUGUUUUUAGACUUACCACUCCAUCAAGGGUAGGUUUCUCAGAGCAUAUCAACUUCGUGCUUAAUGUAUUACAGUACUGCAUUCAGUACAACAUGCUUGGUAUUCUAGUGACAGUGACAGUUUUUCCAGAGGUUGUUUUAAAUAGGUCUUUGUAACUUAAACCACUCGAUGUGGCCGGUGUAAGUAGCUAGCAGUUAUUUAUCUCGUUUAGAAAAUCUGUCCAAGAGAAGUUUUUUCUAACAAUAUGCAUCCCUUCAGGUGUUUUUUUGGAAAACACACCCAGAAUCAUGAAUGCAGUGUGUGACAUUAACGUUCAUUUUCUUUCCAAUAGUCACAACUUCUCCAAUCUGAAUUUCUUUUUUGAGCAAGCAAUGUCUCCUUCCCCAGUUAAUGUCUGUCCUAAAGUUUUGCAUCUUAUAUACUGUCUGGCACAUGUUCACUCUACAUUUAAGACCAUUGCAGGAAAGGUACAGACAUUGUGCAGCAUGUAUAGCAGAGACAAAUAAACCAAUCAAGAUAUAUGCACUUGAGUUUUUUCUGUAUCUAAAUAAUGAAGCAAUCAUUUGCUGCUUUUCAGCUGUUUCAAAAAAAGUAAAAAGGUCCUUUGCAAAAUAAAAUUCAAUUAAUUCAUUUGGCACAACUAAGAAUCUAAUCAAUACUACUAGUCGUUUCUAAUCCUUUGAAAGCCAGAAGGACAAAUUGAUUGAAUUUUGUGGUGGGUGCUGAAUCGUGAUAGCCAAGUAUAAAAAUAAAGUACAUCUGGGUGUAAAAGUGUGUCCAUGCUCACUCCCUGUAUAUGUCUAUACUUAUGCUGUAGGGCAGCAUAUGAGUCAUCAAGAGAUAAAGGUGAUAAAGUUAACACCCUUUUAAAGGAAAAAAUAAUUUAGAUUCAGAAGGUUUUAAUGUGAGUUUAGUGCUUUGACACAAGGAAAAUAAUAGGAUUAAUCUUGCCCUUUGAUGUCUCCUUUAUCGGGUGUUUCAUGGUUAUGGAUCUGCUCAUUUUUGUUGUGUUAAAGGUGCAAUACAUGUCUUUUGUUUAUCUGUACUAACUGCAUUUCAUUCUCCAACCUACAAAGUUUGUUUUAUGAUGACAUUGAAGUGACACCCAGAAACGUUUUUAAAUGCAAGGGUUUACACAUUAUGCAUGUAACAAAGCUGCAUAUUCAUCAAACUUCCACACACAUAAUGAUCAGUGUGGCAUUUUCUGCUGAGAAUGUAUUGUCUAGUUUGGUAAUGUAAACCAAAACAGGAAACUCAACUGUUUGGAUUUGUGAAUGUAUGUGUCUUGUGUGUAACUGUGCCAUUUCUGACAGUCUCAUGUGAUGGAGUGACUGAGUAUCAGCUAGAAAGUCAUGUUUGUAUUGUAUGCUUCAAUGUGGAAAUGAGUUCAAGUUUUAGAGUUCAGACAGUACUACUUUUACUUGAGUGUAGUUUCCUGUUAAAAUGUUUUAUAUCGUGAAAAGUUUGUACAUACUGUAAUUGCAAAUAUUGUACUGCCGAUAAAUUGUAAAUGAUUUAAAUUCCUGCGAAGAGUCAUUGAAAACCAUUUCUAAACUUCUACCUUAACUAAUUGAUCAUUCUACUUCUUGUUUUCCAUAUUUAUUUGCCACUUUAAUUUUGUGCAUAAACCAAAAAGUUUUUGGUAUACAACAAGUUUUAUCAUGUUUUUUUUUUUAUCUGUUCAGUUCUUUUUUGCGUAUUGUCCUAAACAGCAUGGGUACAUCUCAGCUGGAGAGGUUUCGACCCUUUAAGAUAAAAUCCUCAAAUAAAUCAUUUUUUUCAAAUGUUGCACAACUGCCCAACAUCCAUCAAGAAGGAACUCACACAAAUAAGCAGACUUUGCUUGCAAAUUGUGUUGUUAGGACAUUUGUGUCUUCCCUGGUCCAAACUGUUGUCAUUGCCUUUUUGUUCUGGUGUGCAAAGAGUCCUCUGCUGUUGUAAAACCCAAACCUUUGUUUAUAUCAAAGUGACUCUGUUCUAAGUGGAAAAUGGCAGAUCAAAUAAAGCUUCUAUGCCUACUGAA